This is a messenger RNA of Lolium perenne, 1412 nucleotides long. RefSeq lists its product as uncharacterized. NCBI's taxonomy places the organism in Eukaryota, Viridiplantae, Streptophyta, Magnoliopsida, Poales, Poaceae. The record is from RefSeq and is a predicted model, not a curated record.
UCAUGUGGAUGCAAGCCACCUGCCCCUCUUCCCCUCCUUUAUACACCAGGAGACCGACCAGAACCCUAGCUCCUUCCUCCCUCGUCCGCGCCGCCACUCUCCAUCCUUUCCCGUAAGCAUCUGAGAGGGUUUUUCCCGUCGCCGCCGUCACCCGCCGCCGUCGCCAUGGUCCACCUCGAGCCGACCUGAGCACGGGAACGGAACCGCGUCGUCCUCCUCUUCGUCCUGGACGUCUUCCCGAAGUCGAGCGCCGCCCGCAGCUGCUCGAGUUCUUCCGCACGCCGUCGACGUCUACCCCGGCCUCCCUUUCUUCUUCGUCUCCGGCAACGUCCCCACCGCUCCUCCUCGUCUCCAACCACACCUAGACGCCGACGCAGAGCAGUUCGAGCAGGAGUACGAGCACCCCCUAGAGGAUCGUGUCGGUGCUUCUACCUCUGAUCUGACAGGGACACAUGCAGCCCCGCGUCUCAUUGACGCCCCUAUCAUUGAAGAUGAAGAAGCAGAAGCGGCUGCAAUUUUGGCUCAAAUCGAGGGAGAUGCUGUCAUGGAAGAUUGUGAAGCAAAUGUGGCUCAAGGCAAUGGAGGUGCCGAUGAAGAUAAUGAUUCUGAUGUAGAAGAAUUAGAAGAAGAAGAAGAAGAAGAAGAAGAAGAAGAAUCAGAAGAAGAAGAAAAAUUAGAAGAAGACGAAUUAGAUGAUGAAGAAUUAGAUGAUGAUGGUGAUAAUCAUAAUUAUGAAGAUGAAGAUGUAUUUCUUGGAUUUUCUGACCAGCGCACUUGGUUCCUGGCACCAAUGAGAGCAGAGUCCAUUACUGGUGAAUCUGAUCUCGCGUGGAUUCAGGUUAAGGGUUAUCAGCCCAUCCUCGGUCCUCCAAUAUUACAUAUGGGUAACAAGAUGAGGUCUUAUCCUUUGGUACGGUGCUACGUUUUCUUGAGAUCUGCCCAUACCUUGGACCCUGUAGAAGAGGCAAGGUGGGAAAGAUUGAACAAUUUGAAGGGGCAUUCUUUAUUUCUUGGACUCAAUCACCCAAUUUUCAUGCUACCCCCACCAAUCGACGCAGAGGCUGCAGAACCAGAUUUCCAAUUAUUCAUACCUGAUUGUGUCUUUGCUACCCACAAUCGCGCCCGUGAUACAUGGAUACGUCCAAGGCCAAAUUGGUGCAGAAUGCAUGUCAAUGGAGGUCCUGCCAUAGGCUCAAGAUUGCAGUACAAAAAAGAGAAGAUUGAACAUAGAGCCGAAGCACCCAUGUGGUUCGUCCCAACACUUCCACCUGUUUUUCCUUGAGAAAUAAGAGACGGAUGGUGACCUUAUUUUAUAGAGAAAACAUAGUGUUUGUGAACUUAACCUCAUGAACAUUCGCUGUUUGGUUUUUGGUGAAAUCAAAAUUUUGCAGAGAUGAAGAUCUUUGUUUGAA